UUCAGACAAUCGAACAGUAGAUCUCAUUAUCUCAUUAAUCAAAACAGUUAAACCUUUCCGAGAAAGUAUAUAUUUAUAAGUGUUUAAAUUUAAAUAAAAUAUUACAAUGCCUAAGAAGACCACCACUUCAUCCAAAUCGACAUCUUUAUUCGAUAUUAGAUUGAAAAAUUUGGAUCAUGAUGUAUUGGUUUUAAAGGGUAAUGAACAUGAUGCAGCAUCUGUAUUAUUAUCAGGUAAAAUAGCUUUAUCAGUAAAUGAACCAUUCACUAUUAAAAAAUUAUCAAUUAAACUUUAUGCCACUUUAAAAUUAAGUUGGAAUGAAUCAAUUCAAACUUCAAAGGGAACAUUUUCAAAACCAGUAAGAUAUGCUAAAAAGAUUUAUGAACAUAAUUGGGAUAAUGCAGAAAUUAAUCAAUAUCUUAAUAAUUUAUAUGAAAAUAAUGCUACAAAUAAUAGUGGUAAUGGUCCUAAUGUAUCUAUUGGAUUAUCAAGAAAUCAAUCUACUUCUUCCUUAAAAAAUUUAAGUUCAUCUUUAAGAUCUAAAUCUUCAACAAAUUUAAGUAAUUUACAUUUAUCUUCAUUAACUAAUAGUUUUCAUAAUGGUUCAUCAUCAAAUUUAACAUCUUUAAAUGGAUCUUCAUCAAAUUUAUCAAAUUUAUCUAAAUCAUCACAUGUUUUAGUACUGGGUAAUUAUGAAAUACCUUUUAGUGCUAUUUUACCAGGAACAAUGCCUGAAUCUUUAGAAGGUUUACCAGGUGCUUCAUUAGUUUAUAGAUUAGAAGCAACUAUAGAUAAAGGUAAAUUUCAUAAUUCAAUGGUUACUAAGAAGCAUAUUAGAGUUAUAAGAACUUUAACUACUGAUUCAGUUGAACUUUCAGAAACAGUAGCAGUAGAUAAUACUUGGCCAAAGAAAGUUGAAUAUUCUUUAAAUGUACCUCAAAAGGCAAUUGCUAUAGGAUCAGGAACUCCUAUUAGUUUUAUGUUAGUACCUUUAUUAAAGGGUUUAAGAUUAGGAGAUAUUAAAAUUCAAUUAGUAGAAUAUUAUUCAUUUAUGGGUUAUUUACCUCCAGCUUAUAAUGGUGAAAGAAUAGUUACUGAAAGAAAAAUUAAGAGACCAGCUGAAAAUGAUCCUAAUUUUCAAAUGGAUAAAUGGGAAGUUGAUACUUUCUUAAGAGUUCCUCCAAGUUUAGCAAAAUGUACUCAAGAUUGUGAUAUUCUGCAAAAUGUUAAGGUUAGACAUAAAUUAAAAUUUGUAAUUGGAUUAAUUAAUCCGGAUGGUCAUGUUUCUGAAUUAAGAGCAUCAUUACCAAUUCAAUUAUUUAUAUCACCAUUUGUAUCAAUUAGAGCUAAGAAUGAAGAAAAUUUAAGUGAUGUUGAAUCAAUUCCUGGUGAUGAAAAGGAAGAAGAUCAUCAUGGUAGAGAUGAAGAAUUAUUAUUUACAUCUGAUUAUCAUAGUGCUAGUAAUACCAGUUUAAGUGAAAUGGCUGAACAACAAGCCAAUAAUGGAGAAAUUAGAUCAAAUGAACAUUCUUAUACUUCAUUCAAUGGUAUUAUGGCUCCACCACUUUAUGAACAACAUAUUUAUGAUAGAUUAUGGUCUGAUAUUUCACCAAUUGAAUCACCAAUUAAUUCUGGUACUUCAACUCCAAGAUUAUAUUCUAGAGGUACAUCUGAUUUACAACAACAAUUUUCAAUGUCUCCAUUAGAUAGUAAUUUAUUAACUGAAAAUUUAAGACAAUUAAGUAUUCAAAGAUUAAUGCAAGAUUCUUCAUCUAUUGAUGUACAAACUCCAGAGAUUGAUGAAAGUCCUAGAGGUGCUAUAUUUAAUUUAGAUGGUGAUGGUGAUAAUUCUAGUCAAAAUGGUGAUUAUUUUACUUCAAAACGUAUACCAGCUCGAGCAGCUUCUCCUAAUAUGAUUGCAUUACCUCCUCAUAUUUUAGCAGCUGGAGGACUUCAAUCACCUCCUAAUCAUAUAUCUAGAAUUGGAUCAGAUACAAGUGUAGCAUUUCCUGAAACCAUGUCAAGAGUACCUUCAUAUGCUCAAGCUAUGAAAUCAGAUGCUACAAGUCAAGAAGAUGGAAUUUUAUCACCAGCAUAUCAACCUCCAUUACCUGGAUCAGGAAUUAAUUUAGCAGAAGUGAAUAGGAGAUUUGAAGAACAUCAUGGUAGUGUAACUAGUCCACAAAUAUCUCAUAUUAAAAAUAAACCAUCAUUAUUAUCUCGAGGUUCAAGUUCGUUAAAUUUAAGAACAUCUUCAAAGAAUUCAUCAACCAGUACAUCACCGUCUCAGUCACGGAAUGUUUCAUCUUCCAAUUUAGUUUCAUUAUCACGUUCAUCAUCAAGAAGAAGUACUACUGGAGUCAAUUUAUUAAAUAAUUCUGCUGGUCAACCCUUAACUAGUUCUUCAAGUAUAAUAUCUGGUUCUAGUAAUAAUAUUAAUACUUAUACAAACAAUACCAAUAACAAUAACAAUAACAACAUCCUUUCAACUGGAUCAGCCACAUUCUCCAUGACUCCUUUAUCUACAUCUCCAGUUCACUACAAGACUCUUGAAACUCCAAAUCAUAUAGUUCACCCAUCGUCUACAACUUCCAUCUUAAGUUCAAAAUUAUCUAAUAGUGCAACUGAUAGAGCUAUACCAACAACUCCUAGUAGAUCAAGUUCAAGUGUCAGCUUACAUAAUCUUCACUUUUUGAACAAAAAGAAGGAAAAGACUAAGACUUAAUGAAUGAAUUAAUGAAUGAAUUAAUUAAUUGUAUAGUGUUAUAUAGAUACUGCAUACAGCAACACCCACCCACCCACUAAAUAUAUAUCAUACGUAAUCGGUAAAAAUAGCAAAGGUUAUAGAUAAUUAAC
Molecule: messenger RNA, 2856 nt
Organism: Scheffersomyces amazonensis
Lineage: Eukaryota; Fungi; Ascomycota; Pichiomycetes; Serinales; Debaryomycetaceae
Gene: ROD1
Product: Rod1p
Exons: 1
Coding region: 107-2725 (872 amino acids)
Biological process (GO): ubiquitin-dependent endocytosis
Cellular component (GO): plasma membrane; cytosol; cytoplasm
Molecular function (GO): protein-macromolecule adaptor activity; ubiquitin protein ligase binding
Source: RefSeq, a predicted model, not a curated record